AUGGCCGCUACUCUCUCGCGCACCUUGCGACCCUUAUCGCGCGCAGUUUCCUCUGGGCUUUCCUCCUCGAAGAGAGUAAUUCCUGCUCGAACUCUUCAAUACACCCCCCGUGCGUUCUCGACGACAACCCGCCGGCGCGAUGUCGAAUUAACCGAUCUCACGCCGACCCCAAUCUCGCACCUCACAGAAACCGAAGCGCUGAUGGCCGAGACCGUAUACAAGUUUGCACAAGAACAAGUCGGGCCCAAAGUGCGAGAAAUGGACGAGGCCGAGGCCAUGGACCCGGCGGUCAUCGAACAGCUGUUUGAACAGGGACUGAUGGGCAUUGAGAUACCAGAAGAGUACGGAGGCUCCGGCAUGAACUUCACAUCGGCCAUCAUUGCCAUCGAGGAGCUGGCCCGCGUCGACCCCAGUGUCAGCGUCAUGGUGGACGUGCACAACACGCUGGUAAACAGCGCAGUGAUGAAAUACGGCGAUGCCGAGGCCCAGCGCAAGUGGCUCCCGAAACUCGCCUCUGGCACAUUGGGCUCGUUCUGUCUGUCAGAGCCCGCUUCGGGCUCCGACUCAUUUGCGCUGCAAACCAAGGCAGAGAAAACGGCCAACGGAUAUAAAAUCAAUGGCUCCAAGAUGUGGAUUACCAACUCCAUGGAGGCCGGGUUUUUCAUUGUGUUUGCCAACCUCGACCCGAGCAAGGGCUACAAGGGCAUCACGGCGUUUAUUGUCGAGAAGGAUACGCCUGGUUUCAGCAUUGCUAAGAAAGAAAAGAAGCUGGGAAUCCGUGCAAGCAGCACCUGCACGCUUAGUUUUGACGAUGUCGAGAUCCCCAAGAGUAAUCUCCUUGGCGAGGAGGGCAAGGGUUACAAGAUUGCCAUUGGCAUUUUGAACGAAGGGCGUAUUGGGAUUGCCGCACAAAUGACUGGGUUGGCUCUCGGGGCAUGGGAGAAUGCUGCAGGAUACGCCUGGAACGACCGCAAACAGUUUGGUCAGUUGAUUGGUACCUUCCAAGGCAUGCAACAUCAGCUCGCACAGGCAUACACCGAAAUUGCCGCGGCGCGCGCGCUGGUCUACAAUGCCGCGCGCAAGAAGGAGGUGGGACAAGACUACGUCGUGGACGCUGCCAUGGCGAAACUUUAUGCAUCGCAGGUUGCCGGGCGCGUUGCAGGCUCUGCUGUCGAGUGGAUGGGCGGCAUGGGCUUUGUGCGCGAAGGCAUUGCGGAGAAGAUGUUCCGCGACAGCAAGAUUGGGGCUAUUUACGAGGGUACAAGCAAUAUCCAGUUGCAGACUAUUGCUAAGAAGUUGCAGACUCAGUAUACCCGUUAA
This is a messenger RNA of Talaromyces atroroseus, 1320 nucleotides long. RefSeq names its product Short/branched chain specific acyl-CoA dehydrogenase, mitochondrial. The coding region runs from base 1 to 1320 and encodes 439 amino acids. Gene Ontology annotation, molecular function: acyl-CoA dehydrogenase activity; flavin adenine dinucleotide binding. The record is from RefSeq and is a predicted model, not a curated record. The transcript is spliced from 3 exons. Gene Ontology annotation, cellular component: mitochondrion. Lineage: Eukaryota; Fungi; Ascomycota; Eurotiomycetes; Eurotiales; Trichocomaceae.